This is a messenger RNA of Phascolarctos cinereus (koala), 6065 nucleotides long. The record is from RefSeq and is a predicted model, not a curated record. Lineage: Eukaryota; Metazoa; Chordata; Mammalia; Diprotodontia; Phascolarctidae.
UGUGCAGAACUCGGCACUCCCGACUCCUUCUUCUCCUCCCGGCUAGUCUUAGUGCCCGGCUGUCCGGCGCGCAGGGGGUUAAGCACCUCCCGUGCAGAGCGAGGGGGCUGAGCUGGGGAGCUGCAGCUCGGUGCUCGCAUUCAGAUCCGCUAGAGCAGGAAGAUGGCGACGGACGGGGCAAGCUGCGAGUCUGACUUCUCCCGCACCACGGAGGACCCAGCGGGAGCCCCGGCAGCGGCGGCGGCGGCGGCGGCGAAAAAAGAAUUUGAUGUGGACACACUCAGUAAACCAGAGCUGCGAAUGCUCCUUAGUGUAAUGGAAGGAGAACUGGAAGCUAGAGACCUUGUCAUAGAGGCCUUGAGGGCACGAAGGAAGGAGGUGUUUAUUCAGGAACGAUAUGGAAGAUUUAACCUAAAUGACCCAUUCCUGGCUCUGCAGAGGGACUAUGAAGCAGGUGCUGGUGAUGCAGAGAAGCCAGUUUGUACCAACCCACUCUCCAUUUUGGAUGCUGUCAUGGCUCAUUGCAGGAAAAUGCAGGCGAGAAUGGCUACACAGCUCGCUGCUGCUGAAAACAGACAAAAGAAGCUGGAAAUGGAAAAGCUGCAAUUACAGACACUGGAGCAGGAGCACAAGAAGUUAUCUGCUCGCCUCGAGGAUGAACGUGGCAAAAAUAAGCAUGUCGUCUUAAUGCUGGUCAAGGAGUGUAAACAGUUAUCUGGUAAAAUCAUCGAGGAAGCCCAGAAGCUGGAAGAAGUCAUGGCCAGUCUUGAAGAGGAAAAGAAAAAGACAAACGAAUUAGAGGAAGCACUUUCUGCAGAGAAACAAAGAAGUGCUGAGAUGGAAGCACAGAUGGAGAAACAACUCUCUGAAUUUGACACAGAGAGGGAACAACUCCGGGCCAAGCUUAACAGAGAGGAAGCGCACACUACUGACCUCAAAGAAGAGAUAGACAAGAUGAAAAAAAUGAUUGAGCAACUGAAGAGGGGGCAUGAUAGCAAACCGAGCCUUUCUCUUCCCCGCAAGACAAAAGACAAACGUUUGGUUUCUGUAUCUGUGGGAACGGAAGGAUCUACAUCAAGGUCGGUUGCUUGCCAGACCGACACAGUGGAUAGUACUGACCAUGUUAAGAAGUUGCCUUUGACUGUACCCAUAAAGCCUUCAACAGCAAGUCCCCUCGCUUCUGGCAGUGCAAAAGGGAGUGUUUGCACCAAUGCCACUUUUGUAAAGCCAGUUAUUGACAGGCAGUCUUCCUACAGUGAUUUGAUUCCUCCCCCUACACCUACUAUCCCACCUCCGAGUCCAAACAGAAUGGAGGAAAAUGGACCAAGUACUGGCUCAACACCAGUUUUACCAAGUAGCACAUCCCCCCUUCCCAGUAAUGCUGCCCCUCCCACCUCUCCAGCACCAAGCAUAGCUUCUCAGAACUAUUCACUAGCUUCAUCUAUGCACAGUUCACAUUCACCAUGUGCCAAUGCAUCUUUGCAUCCAGGUCCAAACCCACGUGUCCAAGCAGCUAGAUUUAGAUUUCAGGGCAAUGCCAAUGACCAGGACCAAAAUGGAAAUACUACCCAAAGCCCUCCAUCAAGAGAUGUCUCUCCCACGAGUCGUGACAACCUAGUAGCCAAACAGCUAGCUCGGAAUACUGUAACCCAAGCACUGUCAAGAUUUACAAGCCCUCAAGCAGGGGCUCCGGUGAGGCCUGGAGCACCCCAUCCAGUAGAAGCUGGCACCUGUCCCCCUGUUGGUAGAAUGAGUUUAAAGACUCCCAGUGUACCAAGAGUUGACCGAGGAAAUCCUCCUCCCAUCCCUCCAAAAAAGCCAGGGCUCUCCCAGACACCUUCACCACCACACCCUCAGAUCAAAGUUAUUAUGGAUAGCAGCAGAUCCUCUAAUUCAGGGGCCAAAGUUGAUAACAAAACCACGGCUUCAUCUCCUUCCAGUUCACCACAAGGAAUUAGGGUAAUCAAUGAGGAAAACCUCUCUAAGUCACCCUCCCCUCAGCUGCCACCAAAACCAACCAUAGAUUUAACUGUGGCACCUGCAGGCUGUGCCAUUUCAGCCAUGGCCACUUCUCAGGUGGGUGCCUGGCCUUCUGAAACCCCUGGACUGAGCCAACCUGCAUGUUCAGAACAUCCCCUUGUCAUUCCCACCACCAUUGCCUGUAGCUCCUCCAUAAACCCCGUUAGUGCCUCAUCCCGUAGACCAUGUGCCUCAGACAGCCUCCUGGUAACAGCAUCAGGCUGGUCACCCUCCCUAACCCCUUUGCUAAUGAGUGGUGGUCCUGCCUCCCUGGCUGGCAGGUCCACCCUUCUUCAGCAAGCUGCUGCCCAGGGAAAUGUCACUUUAUUAUCAAUGCUGCUUAAUGAAGAAGGACUGGACAUUAAUUACUCCUGUGAAGAUGGCUCUUCUGCCUUGUAUUCUGCUGCUAAGAAUGGACAUACAGACUGUGUGAGAUUGCUGCUGAAUGCAGAAGCACAAGUUAAUACUGCUGAUAAAAAUGGCUUCACACCCUUGUGUUCAGCAGCUGCUCAGGGACAUUUCAAGUGUGCAGAAUUACUAAUUGCAUGUCAUGCUGACAUUAACCAUGCUGCUGAAGGAGGACAAACACCUCUAUACCUGGCCUGUAGAAAUGGAAAUAAUGAAUGUAUUAAACUGUUGUUGGAAGCUGGAACAGACCGAAAUGUAAAAACCAGUGAUGGUUGGACCCCAAUUCAUGCUGCUGUGGAUUCUGGUAAUGUGGAUGGCCUGAAGCUCCUUAUGUACUAUAGGGUACCUGAUAAUGGAAACCUUAUGUGUGAUAUGGAGCCCCAUUCAGGCAUUUUUGACUUGGAUUGCAGAGAGGAGAAUUCUGACUGUCAAGCCAAGCCUGUUGUUCCUACAGAUCUCAUCAACCAUGCUGACAAAGAAGGCUGGACUGCUGCCCACAUAGCUGCAUCAAAAGGCCUUAAGAACUGCCUAGAAAUCUUAUGUAGCCACGGUGGACUUGAGGCUGAAAAGAGAGAUAAGUGCAAUCGGACUGUGCAUGAUGUUGCUACUGAUGACUGCAAACAUCUCCUAGAGAACUUGAAUGCUCUUAAAAUACUUUUAAGGAUCUCAAUUAGUGAAAAACAGCCAGCCAACUAUGCUGCUGAUGACUUUGAAACAGAAAACACAAUAUGUGCUUUAAAUAUCCACAAACAGACAACAUGGGAUGAUCUUUCGAAAGCAGUGAGUCAGGCUCUGACAAACCAUUUCCAGGCAAUCUCUUCUGAUGGAUGGAGAAGUCUGGAGAACUUGACGUUUAAUAACGCUACUGAAUCCAGCAUCGGCCUAAAUCUGAACAGCAUCCAAUCCAUCAAGCUAGGAAAUAUGUCAUGGUCAACAGGCCAGAUUUUGCCUCAAUCACCAUGGGAUUUUAUGAGGAAAAAUAAAGCUGACCAUAUUACUGUGUUUUUGUCAGGACCUCAAGAAGGCUGCCUCAGCAGUGUGACUUAUGCAUCCAUGAUCCCUCUCCAGAUCCUACAAAACUACCUCCGACUGGUUGAGCAAUAUCAUAAUGUUAUCUUUCAUGGCCCAGAAGGAAGCUUACAAGACUACAUAGCACAUCAGAUUGCACUCUGCAUGAAGCAAAAGCAAACAGCUGCAGGAUUCACCUGUGAAAUAGUGAGAGCUGAAGUGGAUGCUGAUUUCUCCAAGCAUCAGCUAGUAGAAUUAUUCAUCAGUAGUGCUUGUCUCAUCCCAGUGAAACAACCUCCUGUAAGUAAGAAAGUCAUCAUUGUCUUGGAGAAUUUGGAAAAAGCUUCAUUAUCUGAGCUAUUGGGAGACUUUCUGGCACCACUUGAAAAUCGUGGCACUGAAAACCCGUGUACUUUUCAAAAAGGAAAUGGAACCUCUGAAUCCUAUUACUUUCACGAGAACUGCUUUCUGUUGGGGACAAUUGCCAAAUCCCGUCUCCAGGGCUCUGAUUUGUUGGUCCAGCAACAUUUCCGUUGGGUUCAGCUAAGAUGGGAUGGAGAACCAAUGCGUGGCUUGCUACAGAGGUUUUUAAGAAGGAAAGUUAUGAAUAAGUUCAGAGGUAAAGUGCCCUCACCCUGUGACCCCGUGUGUAAGGUCAUAGAAUGGACUCUUACUGUCUGGCACCAGCUGAACUCCUGCUUGUCUCAGUUAGGCACACCUGAAGCACUGAUUGGGCCGAAAUAUUUCCUCUCUUGUCCAGUAGUUCCAGGACAUGCUCAGGCAACAGUGAAGUGGAUGUCCAAAUUGUGGAAUGCUGUCAUUGCUCCCAGAGUUCAAGAAGCAAUAUUGUCAAGAGCAUCUGUGAAAAGGCAGAUUGGCCUGGGACAGACAACUGCUCGAAAACAACCCAGCCAAGGACAGCAAGCUGUGGUGAAGGCUGCUCUCAGUAUUUUGCUAAAUAAGGCAGUUCUGCAUGGCUGUCCUCUUCCCAGAGCAGAGCUAGAUCAGUAUAUAGCUGAUUUCAAAGGAGGAAGCUUCCCUCUCUCCAUGGUUUCAAGUUACAAUUGUAGCAAGAAGAAAGGAGAUAGUAACUCCUGGAGAAAGGUGAACACUAGUCCCCGAAAGAAGUCUGGCCAUGCCACAUCACAAGCCUGGAGCAAACAAGAGAUAAGUCCAGAAGGUACAAAAAGUAAGAACACAUCGCAGCCAAAUUGCAACCGAAUUGCUUCUCUAAUGAAACAAAACUCUUUAGAGAAUGACCAUCCACAAGGAUUGAAUCUAGAUCAACGAUUGUCUCUUGGCUCAGAUGAUGAGGUAGACCUUGUGAGAGAACUUCAGAGUAUGUGUUCCAGCAAAUCUGAAUCUGAUAUCAGCAAGAUUGCAGAUUCCAGGGAUGAUUUACGGAUAUUUGGUUGCUCACGAAAUAACCCUGGAUUUUCAGCAGCCAUUCUUAAUCCAAGCGUGCCAGUGUCACAAAAGGAUGUCUGUCCUCUCAGCAGCGGUCCAACUGUAGAAUGCAGCAACAGCAAACCAAAAACUGAGUUGGGUGUUUCAAGAGUAAAAUCUUUUCUCCCUGUACCUAGAAGUAAAGUCACCCAGUGUUCUCAGAGCACCAAAAGAAACAGCAGCAGCAGCAGUAAUACAAGGCAAAUAGAAGUAAAUAACAACUCAAAAGAAGAAAUUUGGAACUUACACAAAAAUGUGCCAAUAGAAAAAACAAAUAGAUCUGCCUACAAUUUUCUCACCAUUUACUUAUUCUGUACAUUUCAUAUAAAAAACAAGGAAAAUAGAUGUAAAUAGCUUUUUGAAAAACUGCUUCAUUGUACAUAUUGUAUGUGUAUGGGACCACAAUUCAAUUUUUAUGUAAAGAACUUGUUUAUAGCCAAUGUUUUAUCACUUUUUUUCCCUGAAAAUUCUGUAGGAUUAAACUUCGAUAUCAAGAAGUUAAACCAAGUUUUCAAGUAGUUUUCUAUUAUGAAAAUUGUAAUCGCUUAAAUUGAAGAUAUUCAGGGGUAUUGCCACAGAAUUAUCUGUAUACUGUAUAUAUAUACUCAAUGAAGUUCAUAUAUCAUUGCAUACUAUGUGGUGCAAAAUAUGUAUAGUAUUAGUGUAGAGCAAAUGUACAUGCAAUUUAAAGAUGGAGAUGAUGAUUUUAUCCUCACUUGAUGGGGAGUAAAUGGAAUGUGGCAAUAACAAGUUAUUUGAAAAUACACUUUCUUUCCAUUACAAGCCAUAUUAAAUAUUUUGAUUAACCACAAACUCUGCCUGUUAAAUUCUGGUUUUGCAUUUUUCUUAUAUUGGUCAUAUUGCUAUUUGGUUGCAUCAUGUAUAUUAAUGCUAUGAGUUUGCAUUAUGGCUCCUGUAAAGAAUGAAAUUCUAAUGCAAUAAAUAUGUUAUCUUUUUUAUAAAAUUUCUGCUCUUAAAUGGAUAUGAAAAAUACCUAUAUUUCCCCAGUCUAUUUAAAAAGCAAUUUAACAAAUAACUCUAGAAAUGAUCUGCAGUAUCUACAUUAGAUCUAGUAAAAGGAAAGCUAAUGAUAACUUAAAGAAAAUAUGCUAGUUUUUUUUCUUCUGGAAUUACUAGUGAAAUAUCUAUUGCAUAAAAACUACAAUAAAUGUGUUACACAUAUC